CCACUCUCAAUAUGGUAGCUGUUUACCCCAUAUUUCCCCUCCCCUCUCUGCCUCAACUUCCUCGUUGUUUUGAAUAAACUUUAUUGACUACUACGAAUUGCCUACCACCACCACCAGGCUUCUCCCGGCGACUUUCCGGGCCAUUUUUCUCCGACCUGGCUGCCGGUUCAUUUCAUUCCUUGUUGGUUUGCUCGCGGCGAUCUCCUGCUGGCCUAGCGACAACGCCGCUUGCCGGUUCGCCGGGCGACCGCCGGACUAGGCCCGAGCUGCGGUCUCCAGCAGGCCCUAACGGCCAGGCCCUGAGCAGAGCUGUGGAGAAAGCUGCCCUGAAGCACCGCCGGGCGGCCAGGGCCGCGCGACCCAGCGGGUGGUUCGAGGGGAAGGCGAGCCAGGGUCGCAGCGUUCCCGUGACGAUCCCAGAAUUCGGCGCGCGCCGCCGCUGGGGCCGGAACUGCCGGCCCAGCCUCCGCUGAGCGAGGCGCCGAGCGGCUCCGCAGCUAGCCCGGCCGCCGGCGCAUCGGUGGGGCUGAGCUUCGCGGGCGUGAGGAAUCCCUGCAGCUUUGUGGUUGAGGAGGUCCCUGUAGGGGCCGGGACCCAACACGUUCUUGUCAGGUUUGGGGCAUGAGGAGGUUCCUGUCAGUUUGGGAGGCGUGAAGAGAUUCUCUUUCAGGGGUGCAACGAGAACGCUGUCGUCUUUGAAGUAGAAGACGAUCUGAUCAGUUUUGAAAUUGAGAUUUAUUUGAGUUGUUGGGGUGAUGAGACUCCCGACUGGUCGGGGAUGGAAUGAUUUUGAGAGUGAGGGAGAAGAUCGUUUCAACUCGCAGAACAACCCCAGAACUAUGAUUUGAGUUAGGCGCCUACUCUUGUCUGCCUUGUUCCUGAAGGCAUCAAGCCAGAAAGGACGUGUGCUGCCGCCUCCUGCUCGUCUUGACGCUAAGAAUCUGCCCCGCAGCAGAACGCUCCAAGGCCUGGCGAAGAUGGCUUCGGUGCCGGUGUAUUGCCUCUGCCGGCUGCCUUACGAUGUGACCCGCUUCAUGAUCGAGUGUGACAUGUGCCAGGACUGGUUUCAUGGCAGUUGUGUUGGUGUCGAAGAAGAGAAGGCUGCUGACAUUGACCUCUACCACUGCCCCAACUGUGAGAUCUUACAUGGACCCUCCAUCAUGAAAAAACGCCGAGUGUCUUCAAAGGGGCAUGAUACACACAAGGGGAAGCCAGUGAAGACUGGAAGCCCUACAUUCAUUCGAGAGCUCCGGAGUAGGACCUUUGACAGCUCAGAUGAAGUGAUUCUGAAGCCCACUGGAAGUCAGCUGACCGUGGAAUUCCUGGAAGAGAAUAGCUUCAGUGUGCCGAUCCUAGUCUUGAAGAAGGAUGGAUUGGGGAUGACGCUGCCCUCACCAUCAUUCACUGUGAGGGAUGUGGAACACUAUGUUGGUUCAGACAAAGAAAUUGAUGUAAUUGAUGUGACCCGCCAGGCCGACUGCAAGAUGAAGCUUGGUGAUUUUGUGAAAUAUUAUUACAGCGGGAAGAGGGAGAAAGUCCUCAAUGUCAUCAGUUUGGAAUUCUCCGAUACCAGGCUUUCUAACCUUGUGGAGACACCCAAGAUUGUUCGGAAGCUCUCAUGGGUGGAGAACUUGUGGCCGGAGGAGUGUAUCUUUGAGAGGCCCAAUGUGCAGAAGUACUGCCUUAUGAGCGUGCGGGAUAGCUAUACAGACUUUCACAUUGACUUUGGCGGCACCUCAGUCUGGUACCAUGUGCUCAAGGGUGAAAAGAUCUUCUACCUGAUUCGCCCAACAAAUGCCAACCUGACUCUCUUUGAGUGCUGGAGCAGCUCCUCUAACCAGAAUGAGAUGUUCUUUGGGGACCAGGUGGACAAGUGCUACAAGUGUUCCGUGAAGCAAGGACAGACACUUUUCAUUCCUACAGGAUGGAUCCAUGCUGUGCUUACCCCCGUGGACUGCCUUGCCUUUGGAGGGAACUUCUUACACAGCCUUAAUAUCGAAAUGCAGCUCAAAGCCUAUGAGAUUGAGAAGCGGCUGAGCACAGCAGACCUCUUCAAGUUCCCCAACUUUGAGACCAUCUGUUGGUAUGUGGGAAAACACAUCCUGGACAUCUUUCGAGGUUUGAGAGAAAAUAGGAGACACCCUGCCUCCUACCUGGUCCAUGGUGGCAAAGCCCUGAACUUGGCCUUUAGAGCCUGGACAAGGAAAGAAGCUCUGCCAGACCACGAGGAUGAGAUCCCAGAGACAGUGCGGACCGUACAGCUCAUUAAAGAUCUUGCUAGGGAGAUCCGCCUGGUGGAAGAUAUUUUCCAACAGAACGUUGGGAAGACGAGCAAUAUCUUUGGGCUGCAGAGGAUCUUCCCAGCCGGCUCCAUUCCCUUAACCAGACCAGCCCAUUCCACUUCAGUAUCCAUGUCCAGGCUGUCACUGCCCUCCAAAAGUGGUUCAAAGAAGAAAGCCCCGAAGCCCAAGGAACUCUUCAAGAAGGCAGAGCGAAAGGGCAAGGAAAGCUCAGCCUUGGGGCCUGCUGGCCAACUGAGCUAUAAUCUCAUGGACACAUACAAUCAUCAGGCACUGAAGACAGGCUCUUCCCAGAAAGCAAAGUUCAACAUCACUGGUACCUGCUUGAAUGACUCAGACGAUGACUCACCAGACUUGGACCUUGAUGGGAAUGAGGGCCCGCUGGCCCUAUUGAUGUCUAAUGGCAGUACCAAGAGGGUAAAGAGCUUAUCCAAGUCUCGGCGAGCCAAGAUUGCGAAGAAGGCAGACAAGGCUAGGCUAGUGGCGGAACAGAUGAUGGAGGAUGAAUUUGACUUAGAUUCAGAUGAUGAACUGCAGAUUGAUGAGAGAUUGGGAAAGGAGAAGGCAACCCUGAUAAUAAGACCAAAAUUUCCCCGAAAGUUGCCCCGUGCGAAGCCUUGCUCUGACCCCAACAGAGUUCGUGAACCAGGAGAAGUUGAAUUUGACAUUGAGGAGGACUACACAACAGAUGAGGACAUGGUAGAAGGAGUUGAAAGCAAGCUCGGGAAUGGGAGUGGAGCUGGUGGAAUUCUUGAUCUGCUCAAGGCCAGCAGGCAGGUGGGGGGACCUGACUAUGCUGCCCUCACCGAGGCCCCUGCCUCUCCCAGCACUCAGGAGGCCAUCCAGGGCAUGCUGUGCAUGGCCAAUCUGCAAUCUUCAUCAUCCUCACCCGCUACCUCCAGCCUGCAGGCCUGGUGGACCGGGGGACAGGACCGAAGCAGUGGGAGCUCCAGCAGUGGGCUGGGCACAGUGUCUAGCAGUCCUGCUUCCCAGCGCACCCCAGGGAAGCGGCCCAUCAAGCGUCCAGCAUACUGGAGAACCGAGAGUGAGGAGGAGGAGGAGAACGCCAGUCUGGAUGAACAGGACAGCUUGGGAGCAUGCUUCAAGGAUGCAGAGUAUAUUUACCCUUCCCUGGAGUCUGAUGAUGAUGACCCUGCUUUGAAAUCUCGACCCAAGAAAAAGAAGAAUUCAGAUGACGCUCCAUGGAGUCCUAAAGCCCGUGUGACCCCAACUCUACCAAAGCAGGACCGUCCUGUGCGUGAGGGGACCCGGGUAGCUUCCAUUGAGACUGGCUUGGCAGCAGCAGCUGCAAAGCUGGCCCAGCAGGAGCUGCAGAAGGCCCAAAAGAAGAAAUAUAUCAAGAAGAAGGCUUUGUUGAAGGAGGUAGAACAGCCUCGCCCUCAAGAGUCCAAUCUCAGCAUGGCAGCACCAGCCUCAACACUGGGCACUACACCCCAGCUUCUUGCCUCCUCCUCCCCCCUGCCUCCUCCUGAACCUAAACAAGAGACCCUCUCAGGAAGUCUUGCUGACCACGAGUAUACUGCUCGUCCCAACGCCUUUGGCAUGGCCCAGGCAAACCGCAGCACCACACCCAUGGCCCCUGGUGUCUUCUUGACCCAGCGGCGCCCUUCACUUGGCUCCCAGAGCAAUCAAGCAGGGCAAGGAAAGCGUCCUAAAAAGGGCCUGGCCACAGCAAAGCAGAGACUCGGCCGUAUCCUGAAAAUCCACAGAAAUGGCAAACUACUUCUGUGAGCCCCCUUGUGUCCAGCCCUUUACCCCUUUA
Diceros bicornis minor is the source of this 4083-nucleotide messenger RNA. It is a transcript of the gene PHF8, whose product is annotated as PHD finger protein 8. Bases 978 to 4052 code for a protein of 1024 amino acids. The record is from RefSeq and is a predicted model, not a curated record. Gene Ontology annotation, biological process: protein demethylation; regulation of transcription by RNA polymerase II. The transcript has 23 exons. Gene Ontology annotation, molecular function: histone demethylase activity; transcription coregulator activity. NCBI's taxonomy places the organism in Eukaryota, Metazoa, Chordata, Mammalia, Perissodactyla, Rhinocerotidae.